AUGUCGUGCUGUUUGCCCACAAAAAACUCAUCAAAAUCAACUAAGAUAUAUAUUGGAAAUAUACCUGAAAAUUGCACAGUCGAUCAAUUAUGUGAAUUAUUUUCCAAAUAUGGACGGGUAGAGGAAUGUGAUGUUAUCAAAAAUUAUGGAUUUGUGCAUAUGUCAUCAGAAGUGGAGACAAAAACAGCUAUACAAGAGCUAAAUGGUUAUGAAUUUAUGGGAAGUAAGCUAUCGGUUGCCAUAAGCCAUAGUAAAGUAAGACCUAAACCAGGUAUGGGAGGAAAGUCACAGUGUUAUCGGUGCGGUCGAAUCGGUCACUGGUCAAAGGAAUGUCCGCGUAAUUUGGCCGAACGGGUUCGCGGGUCUAUAUAUCAAUAUAAUCGGUACUACCCUUAUGGCAAUCCACGCGUAUAUUCAGCUCUUUAUGAGCGACCUUUUGAUACACGCGAUCACUAUCAACGGCUAGACUAUUACCGCGAUUUCAUUGAAGUCUAUAACCGCAAUAGACAUCCCUUUCCUGGACCUUAUGAACGCAGAUUUCCACCAGACAUUUAUCGAAGAUCCGAACAAUUAUUUAGGCGCUCAAUACCGGAGCCAGUAUUUGAUGAUUACUGUGAACGUAGAUUAAGGGGAAGGUGUUAUCGAUUUGAUAAUAGAACUUCAAAUUAA
Oppia nitens is the source of this 669-nucleotide messenger RNA. It is a transcript of the gene lark, whose product is annotated as RNA-binding protein 4B-like. Gene Ontology annotation, cellular component: cytosol. The coding region runs from base 1 to 669 and encodes 222 amino acids. The transcript is spliced from 5 exons. Gene Ontology annotation, molecular function: zinc ion binding; mRNA binding. The record is from RefSeq and is a predicted model, not a curated record. NCBI's taxonomy places the organism in Eukaryota, Metazoa, Arthropoda, Arachnida, Sarcoptiformes, Oppiidae.